UCAAUGGGGCGGGAAGUUUGGUGUUGGAGCUUCUCAUCGGCGCCGUCCAGCAGCAAACAACUGAUCAUCAAAAUUGAUGAUAGACAGUGGAAACAUUAGAUUUAAAUUUCACACCGAUAGUCAUAUUGUUAACCAUGAUCGUUUUAGGGUCACCGUUAAAUUGUGAACGUUUUAUACAUUGAUGAUCCCCGAAUAUGGUAAUGUAGAUCAUUGCUAGCUAGCUAGACUAGCUAAUUUAGAAGCUAGCUAGCAUACAUCAUAAUUGUAACCAGUUUAGCUACAUAAGCUAGCAAUCAGUAGCCAGCUGCUCAGCUACAGUUCUGUCGUUGCCAUAGCAUGAAUAGUUACCUUUGUUGACGUUACAAUAAUUUUCAGACAUUUUGAUGUCGUCUCCAAUUUGAGUUUUUUGUUGUCGUCUCGUGUAAUCUAUUUUCUUGCUAGUGAACGUCUGCUUCAGUGGGCUUUGUGGUGUUGCUGCUACCUAGCUAUCUUGCUCGCUGCAACCCAUGUAAUCUAGCAGAAGCUGUUAGCCAGCUAACGUUAGCUGCCUGCAGCAUGGGCCAGCCCUCCUUUGGUUGAGUUGUGAAUUUAGUUGCGUUUUCAUUUCAUGUCAGUGUUUUUCCAGGUUUGGUAUCCACUGCUAACAAACUAUUAGCUGUAGCUAAAUCGUUAACGAUAAAUACCUUGAUUGCACUAUUGCAAGCUAGACUACACAAACACUUACUUGAACAAUGUAGAUGGAAAGCCAGAGACGUUGCAGACGAGGGGGACACAAUUAGUCGUCUUGCUACAUGUAAGGGGACAUUAUUGCACGAUGAACAACCACGGAGAGAAGAUGGAACUGGACCUCGAAAUCCCAUCGUCACUAGUUCAGAACGAUGGCCAUUUAAGACGAUCCAACAGUGCACCUAUGAUAAACGGCCUGAGUGACAACUCGCAAGUGUUUCAGAGAGAGGUUCUACGUUCCAGAAGAAACAGCACCACAGUCGUCAACCGUCCCAAUAUGGUCCCCUCCUCACCCAUUCGUGUCCCCAGCACCAGGCUCCAUCAAAUUAAGCAGGAGGAAGGUGUUGAUGUGAUGAACAGAGAGACUGCCCAUGAACGGGGUGUUCAAGCAGCUAUGCAGAUUAGCCAAUCCUGGGAAGAAAGUCUCAAUUUGAGUGACAAUGACUUGGAGAAGUCUGCAUCGUCAUCCCCAAAGCGCAUUGACUUUGUGCCUGUGUCUCCUGCCCCAUCCCCAACCAGGGGGAUAGGGAAAAAGCAGUGCUUCUCUCCCUCAUUGCAAAUCCUUGUGAGCAGCAAUGGCCUAACCCCCAGCCCAGUGCCCAGCCCAACACGACGCUUCAGCAGCCGGAGAAGCCAAAGCCCAAUCAACUGCAUCCGACCCAGCAUUAUGGGGCCAAUCAAACGCAAAGGAGAGAUGGAAACCGAGAGCCAGCCUAAGAGGCUCUUUCAGGGGACUACCACCAUGCUGUCAUCGGAUGUUACCCAACUGUCUGAGCUCAACUCGUGCCUCUCAUCAGACCUACUGGAUGGAAGCCUCAGCAGCGUGGGUUCUUCCUCUGGGUCCCCAGCUAAGAUGGACGGUGUCUCCCCUUCUUCCAGCAACUCUCCCUUCACCCCCUUGCAGGGUCUCUCCCCGAAGUGAUCAGGGGAACCGUAGAGGGACACUAAAGCAGGGUGAAAGUCGGAGGUUUCUAAAAACCCUGAUCCCAUCAGUUAGUGUCCUUCAUAGACCCACCAACUCCCUACUAUUUCACUUUUGUUGUGGGACUUCCGAACAGCAUCAUGCUGUAUGUUUUUGCUUGGCUCUUUGGUAGACUGCUUGGGAGACUUAAGGUGUAUUUGUAUUAAAUGAAACCAAAGUCCUAGAUUUGUGCUGUGUGUGGCUGUGGAAGCACUGGUAAGCCUUGAACUGAAAUGGGGCAACUGUGGAGCACCAGCUGCUAGUAAUGGAUAUUUUACAUGGUGCUUAGCCUCCCAAAUAGUGACAUCACCACCAAGGUAAUGUAUCCCUUAAGUGUAUCCUUUAAUCAGUACCAUCUUACUGGAGGGUGGUAACACUGCAUGGGAAAUGACUGUCGGGAUGUGUAGUGGGUUGUCCCAUGAGUAUAAUUUGUUUAUUUUUUAAGGUGCAAGAGAGGGGCAAAUCUCCAGAUCUUGUAAGUGCACACCGGUGUUGGCAGUUUUUGUAUGAAAGGAUUUAACUUAUUGUUUUCCUGCUUUGUUGUUUGUAAGUAUGUACAUAUUUGCCAUUUAAAACAUUAUAAAUAGUUUUAAUUUUUGUGAACUGGCUGUAAUGAGAAUGUGGGCACAGGGCUUCAAUGAACAGCAAACCAACCCUUUUCUAUCUAUAAGAACAAACCAGAAGGUAUAUAGAUGGGAGGUUUUUCUCGUCCUUGUACUGAAUAAAGCAAUGUUUCCAGAUGAAAUCCCAAAAAUUACAUGUGGAAAAUCAGAUUUUCUUAAUGGCACUUAAGCUGGCCUUGUUUCUGGCUGCCACUGUCUGUUGUUUGAGUAAAAUAUGAAUUGUGAUACAGAUGAUGGUACUGGAGCAGAACUAGAGGGGGGGUCACCACUGAUAGGUUCUGAACACUACCAGCUAAACUCUGCAUCCUAUGUUUUUGCCUGGAAGUUAUCGUUGUGCAGUACAAAGUACAGUCAAACUUAGUUUUAUUUCUGAUGCAUUUAUGGUCUUUUUCCUUUGCAGCCACUUCAUUGUACAUUGAUUAAUUCAAUUCUUCAAAUCAAAACAUUGACUUUUUUAUACUUUCAAGUAAAAAUCCAGCAUCCUUUACUUGGCUGUGUCCAAAUGUCAGUGCAGUGUAGAGAGCCAUGUCAAAUGGUGCCAUUGCAUUUGAAAGGGGAAGCUGUGAGGCUGUAUAUGUUCUGUUACUCUGGUCAAAUACUGAUACAGUAACUAUAUAUUUUAGUGCAAGAAUAUUUCACUGGAUUGAUGAUUUCAUACAUUGAUACUGAAAAGUCGGAGCAGGGGAAUACCAUUAGGGAAAAGAUCUUGAGAGCUUCCUGUGAUGUAUAAAGAAUAUGUAUAAUGGUUGUCUUUUUGGGAAGAUUUGUAUUUUUUGGAGACGAAUUGACAAUGAAAUGGACUUAUUUGAACAAAUGCACCCUACUACAAGGUAUGCUAUUCUGAAGUCUGAAACGCGUCUUUUUCUUGUGAAACAAAAGUGAUUGUAAAUCCUUUUUUAUGGACGUAUGUUAUUGAUAGUUUAUUUUGAGAUGCAGUUUGAAUACUGAAUGUCUGUUUCUUUUGUGUAGAAGAGCAACAGCCUGGUCAGUUUGUUUGCUUGUCAUCCAAAUUGUUGAGGUGUUUAUUUUUAUGAUUAUUUUUGUCUAACUUCAACAUGCUUCUAAUCUAAGGCAUGAACUGGACUAAAAGUACAUUCAAUGUGUGCAGUAUGUUUGUGACAGCAGGAUGGUAGAAGAGCCGUAUCUGCAGCAGUGUUGGACUGCGUCUGUCCUUUGCUUGUGUCCCCUUUGAGAUAUAUCAAUAAACUUCUUUACCUUACGGUAAAUAAAUUAUUUGUCCAAUA
Molecule: messenger RNA, 3554 nt
Organism: Hypomesus transpacificus
Lineage: Eukaryota; Metazoa; Chordata; Actinopteri; Osmeriformes; Osmeridae
Gene: pabir2
Product: PABIR family member 2
Exons: 10
Coding region: 815-1648 (277 amino acids)
Molecular function (GO): protein serine/threonine phosphatase inhibitor activity
Source: RefSeq, a predicted model, not a curated record